AUGGGUCUCAAAAGAACACCCACAGGAUCCAAAAGUGGGGAAGUUGGACAGCGUACACACAACACCGUUGGAUUUAACUGUCAAAUAUGCAGCGAAUGUGAUGAUGAUAGGAUGGUUCUUUGUGAUGAUUGUUCCCUUUGGCAUCACUUCAGCUGCGUGGGUGUUGAUGAAAAUAUCGAGAACUUACCAUGGAGCUGCGAUCAGUGUACGCUGCUCAAGAAGGCAAAGAAAAAGCAAGCGGCUAAGAUCGAUACAAAGAAGAGUGGAAAAUAUGCGACGGAAUCUGGAACGGUAGUUGGUAAGUCACCAAAUAGGCUCGAUUGUGCACCUCCUUUAAGCCAAAGAUCAGCAUCUUCGAGGAAAUCUUCAAGAUCGGUCCUCGAGCUCAAACUGAAAAAAAUUCAAGCUGACCAAGAACUUCUUGCGCAGAAACAAAAACUAAUGGAGCAGGAGUAUGAGGUAUUGGAAGAACUAGCGGAAUUAGAAUCACAAGCCUCAGUGGAUGAAGAACAAAAUGCCAAUUCUAAGGUCGAGGACUGGCUGAAAGAUGUUCCCGAGACUAACCAACUACGAUGUGAAAACACUUCGGAUGAAAGUUCCGAGGAUCAGGAGAACAGCUGUGUGGCACAACAAAGAACAACUUGUGUAGCCCGGAAAAACUUUCAACCAGGUAAACAAUCAACUCCUGUACGGGAUUGCAGCAAGCGUAAGGACAAGCGUAACAUGCAAAGUGAACCCAGCAACCAGCAAGCCUGUAGUCUGGACCAUAAUCAACUCGCAGUUCGUCAGAUUGUAGCCAAGGACCUUCCGGUAUUCUCAGGAAGUCCGGAAGAAUGGCCAAUAUUUUACGCCACCUACGAAAGCACAACCAAAUUAUGCCGCUUCACGAACGAUGAGAAUCUGGUACGGCUUCGCAAUAGCUUAAAGGGAGAUGCCCUAGUCGCCGUUCGCUGUUUUCUCAUACAUCCGUCUACCGUCGACAAAGCCAUGAGCACUCUGAAGCUGAGAUUUGGACAGCCAAUAUACAUCAUCAAAACCUUGAAGGAAAAGGUAGCUUCUUGGCCUCCACUGAAACCUGAUGCUAUGAACAAGCUUAUUGAUUUUGCUCUUUUUGUACAAAACAUAUACGCAACCAUAGAAGCUUGUGGUCAGAAAGAAUAUAAGCGCGACUUUUCUUUAUUAAACGAGUUAAUAGGCAAACUAUCACCGCCACACAAAAUGGAAUGGGCUCGCUACCAGAGAUCUCUGAAGACGGUAAGCUUGUCCGCAUUUAGCGAAUGGAUUUAUGCAUUGGCAGAAGAUGCUUGCUUAGUAAGUGAGCCUCCGUCGAACCAACCAGUUACCAGGUUUAAAGCUUCAAUGCACUUCCACCAAGAAUACGAGUCGGAAGCACAGAGAUCUGAAGGGCCAUCUCAACAACUACAACGUACAAUCCCUGGUAGAAGUUCAGGACCUAGCUAUACCACCAACUGCUUCGCGUGCCAUCGAUCUUCGUGUAGAACAAUAGAGACGUGUAACACAUUUUCACAAUUAUUGUAUGACGAAAAAUGGUCGGCAGUUAAUAGUAACCGAAUAUGCCGGACCUGUCUUCAUCGUCAGCAAGGUAGAUGCAAUAGAGGACCUUGUGGGAAAGACGGGUGUACGAAGAAACACCAUCCUUUGCUGCAUAAAGAUGCCGUCGAUCCUUCUAGGGCAGGAAUUCCUACAGCUUCCUUCAAUGCUCACCAGUCAACAGCUAACGCUACUGGACUAUUUCGUUAUCUGCCCGUCAUCCUGUAUGGAAAAGAAAAGAAAAUUUCAUGUUACGCAUUUUUAGACGAUGGAUCGCAUCUCACUCUGAUGGAGCAGGGGCUAGCUGAUGAACUGGCGUUAGAUGGAAAAUCACAACCAAUAUUUUUACAAUGGACAGCUGGGACCUACAGAUAUGAAGACAAAUCCAAAUCAGUAAAUUUACAUAUAUCCGGCAUACACGGUCCGAAAUUAGAGCUUAAUGAUGUCCGUACUGUAGAAGACUUGCAACUACCCAUUCAAACGUUGGAUGCAGACCAAGUAAGAAAUGAAAAUGAUCAUCUGCGUGACGUUCCGGUUGAAUCUUACAAAAACGUUCGACCACGUUUAUUAAUUGGAAUAAAACACGCAAAUAUUACGUUGGUCAGAAAAAGUCGUGAAGGAAGACCUGAACAACCACUAGCCGUAAAAACUCGCAUUGGGUGGACAGUUUACGGCGGAGGAACGGGCGAUCAAUCGUCGAGCCUGGUUCAUUAUAUCAACCACAUAUGCUCAUGCAAACCAGAGCGUGACGACAAUUUGGAAAGCCUCUUGAAACAAUAUUUUUCUAUCGACAACAUGGGAAUAGUUCCACCAACACCACCACCUCGAUCUACCGAAGACGAACGCGCCUUGAAGCUUUUACAUGAAAAUACGCGUUACGACGGGGAACGAUUCGAAACAUCAUUGUUAUGGCGCGAUGAUAACACUGUGCUACCUGAUAAUAGGGCAGCAGCCCUACAUCGACAUCAACUAUUAAUGCAACGCUUACGACAUAAUCCAGAACUUGCUAAAACACUUGACGAUAAAAUCGAAAAUUAUAUCGCACAAGGUUAUGUUCGAGAGUUAUCUAAAGAGGAGCUCGAAAGGCAACACAAUCGGAUAUGGUAUCUUCCUGUCUUCCCAGUAACUAAUCCAAACAAGCCAGGAAAAGUUAGAUUAGUAUGGGAUGCGGCCGCAGUAACCCGAGGUGUGUCCUUAAAUUCAGUUCUUUUAACCGGACCCGAUCAAGUUGUAUCUCUGAUAUCUGUACUUCAAAAGUUUCGUGAACAUCGCGUGGCGGUUUGCGGUGAUUUGCGUGAAAUGUUCCACCAAGUUCGGAUCAGGGAACGAGAUCAGCAUUGUCAGCGCUUUUUUUGGCAAACAAGAAAUCAGAUAGAACCCAAAGUCUACAUCAUGAAGGUAAUGAUUUUUGGUGCUUGCUGCUCGCCAAGUAGCGCGCAAUUUGUUAAAAACUUGAACGCCGCCAAAUUUUCAACUGCAUUUCCAGAAGCUGCAUCUGUCAUUGUAUAUUGUACAUAUGUGGAUGACAUGCUUUUUAGUGUACCGUCAGAAGACCAAGCUAUUCGAAUAGCCAACCAAGUGAAGGAAAUUCAUAAACAAGGAGGAUUCGACAUCCACAAUUGGACGUCUAAUUCGCUAAACGUUCUACGUUCUAUCGAUGACCAGCAUGACGCAGGAAAAAACUUAGACCUAAAUUCAAAACUCGCCGUAGAAAAAGUUUUAGGUCUAUGGUGGUGUACAAAAUCCGAUAGCUUCACCUUCAAAGUAAACUGGGAGCGCUUGGAUAGAGAUUUACUAAAUGGAGCACGCAAACCGACCAAAAGAGAAGUCCUUAGAAUUCUGAUGACAAUAUACGACCCACUUGGGUUAAUCGCAAACUAUUUGAUGUUCUUGAAAGUACUGUUACAAGAAAUUUGGAGGUCAGGCAUCGAAUGGGACGAACAAAUACUUUCUAAAGAACACGAAAAAUGGCUAACGUGGGUUAAAAUUCUCCCCAGAGUCGAAUCUUUGAAAAUACCACGUUGUUAUCAUACACUCGACGAAGCCAGAGCUGACGUUUCUGUAGAGCUGCACACAUUCGCAGAUGCCAGCGAAAAUGGUAUUGCGGCCGUUGUUUACAUUCGAUACAAACAAGGUGAACAAGUACAGUGUUCUCUUGUGGGUUCUAAAACUCGAGUUUCUCCAUUGGUGUACAUGACGAUUCCGCGCCUGGAGCUGCAAGCAGCAGUGCUCGGUGUAAGAGUAGCAGCAAGUGUACAGAACAGUCUGUCUGUAACUGUAUCACAAAGAGUGUUUUGGUCCGAUUCUAGGAAUACUCUAGCAUGGAUUAGAUCUGACCACCGUAGAUACUCUCCCUUCGUAGCGGCCCGAGUUAGUACAAUUUUGGAAAACUCCGUGGUAUCAGAGUGGCGAUGGGUUCCCACUAAAUUAAACCCCGCGGAUGAUGGUACAAAAUGGAAGCGAGAACCGGAUAUGUGUGACGGAAGCAGAUGGUUUCAAGGCCCUGAAUUUUUAAGAAAAUCGGAGGGAGAAUGGCCUACAACAUCCACAAAAACCAUGAGCACGAACGAAGAACUUAAAGCAUGCCUUCUUAUGCAUUCAGCUUACACUCCUCCAUUACUUGAUGCUAGUGAAUUUGAAAGUUGGAAGCAUCUAGUGAGAGUAACGGGAUAUGUUUUGCGAUUUGCGCACAACUGGAAAAAUAAAACCUUGCUGAUUACAGGCGUACUAGGAAGCGAAGAGUUGAAAAAAGCCGAAGAAUAUCAUAUUCGGUGCGCUCAGAUGCAUUCAUACGAAAGUGAAAUAGCAGCAUUGAAAUCAAAUCCACCAAGAACAAUCCCAAAGAAAAGCCCGCUGUAUAAGCUCUCCCCCUUUGUUGACUCACAGGGAAUACUUCGCGUUCGCGGGAGGACGUCCUGCUGUGAGUACCUGAUCUACGACACUGUUAAUCCUAUUAUCCUGCCUUGGAACCACACAUUAGCCCACAAAAUAGUUGCCUUCUAUCAUAAUAAAUAUCAUCAUCUCCUUAAAGAAACCGUUCUAAAUGAAGUGAAACAACGUUACUACAUCGCAAGACUACGUGGCGUUUUCGAUAAGGUGAAGAAAACUUGUGUAAGAUGCAAAAUCCGUGAAGCCCGCCCACAGCCACCAAUGAUGGCAGACCUACCAAAAGGCAGAUUAUCCGCAUUUACUAAACCGUUUACCCACACCGGCAUAGACUACUUCGGGCCAAUAGAAGUGGCCGUUGGACGAAGAGUUGAAAAGCGUUGGGGUGUUCUUCUGACCUGCCUAACCAUACGGGCUGUGCACCUUGAGCUAGCUUGCUCUUUGAAUACAAGCUCAUGUAUUAUGGCCAUCCGCAACUUCAUAGCUCGUCGUGGAUAUCCAGCAGUAUUCUACAGCGAUAGAGGAACUAAUUUUAUAGGAGCCAACCGAGAACUGCGCGAAGCUAUGCAGUCCGUAGCACAACAUGACUUGGCUCAAGAAUUUAUCACUACGGAAACCAGUUGGAAAUUCAACGUUCCAGGAUCUCCACAUAUGGGAGGGAGCUGGGAAAGGCUAGUGCAGUCGGUCAAACGAGUACUAGCUGAGAUGAAAGUUGCCAGACGCCCAACAGACGAGGAAUUGCGAAACGCUUUAACCGAAAUUGAAGGAAUUUUGAACUCGCGCCCACUGACUCACGUUGCUGUAGACCACGAGUCAGAGCCAGCCUUAACUCCAAACCAUUUUCUUCUAGGUACCUCAAACGGAGUAAAACCACUGACUGCUCUAACUGACGAUCUUAUAACUCUGCGUAGAGGAUGGAUAACGUCUCAAGUCAUAGCGAAUCAGUUUUGGAAACGCUGGUUGAAAUCAUACCUUCCAGAAAUAACAAGAAGAUCGAAGUGGUUUAACGAGGCUAAACCAAUUGAAGUUGGUGACAUCGUAGUGAUUGUGGACCCCGAACUUCCUCGUAACUGCUGGCCCAAGGGACGAGUUAUAAAUACUUCAGCCAGUAAAGGACAGGUGAGAUCAGCGACGGUGAAAACAACCAAAGGCAUCUACAAUAAACCAGCGGUUAAGUUAGCGGUUCUAGACAUCGGGUCUAAUAAUCGUACGUCGGAAUCCACAGCGUCGGAUCCUCCAUACUCGGGGGGGAGUGUGAAGAAGCCCCUCGUCAGUGACGCAUUACAGGUUCAUCAAAAGUGA
Uranotaenia lowii is the source of this 5739-nucleotide messenger RNA. RefSeq lists its product as uncharacterized. The record is from RefSeq and is a predicted model, not a curated record. Gene Ontology annotation, molecular function: nucleic acid binding. Lineage: Eukaryota; Metazoa; Arthropoda; Insecta; Diptera; Culicidae. Gene Ontology annotation, biological process: DNA integration. The transcript has a single exon. Bases 1 to 5739 code for a protein of 1912 amino acids.